GAUUGUUCUGGAAGCAGCAGUAACCUUUUAGUUUACCGCAAUGUCAGCCAAACCAGGAGACAUGAGGAUGAGACUAAUAUUAGUCUAUUAAGUUUGGCAAGCGAAGAGGAUGAUGAUGUCCAGUUUGACAACAUGUCAGGACAUGCCCCUCCUCACAUCCUGCUGUAUGAAGAGCUUCAGACACAGAUCAUAAUGGUGAGGUGAUGAUGGCUGGGAGACAUUACCCAUCCAUCCAGGAGUUUGCAUCAGCGAUCCCUAACCACCUUCUCCUGGGGUCCCUGCUAGAGCACCUGUGCUUCGUCUAUGAGAGCAACCCAGCUCGCUCUCGCAUGUUAUUUAAAGUCAUUGGUCAGCAGUUAGCAGCCAUGAACCUCCUCUCGCCUCUGGCCAUCAGUGAUGAGUUCAGCACCGUUAGACUGCAGCACAACCGAGCCUUCACGGAGCUGCUCCAUGCUGCUAGCUCCUCGCUCUAUCCACAGGGACAACUUCUCAGCACAGGGGGAACAACUUCACUGAGACAGAAGGAAGGACUGUUUCAUGCGCAGACGUCUCGGUACCUCAGUGAAUUUGAAGAAAUAUGCCGACUUGGCAAAGGGUCUUAUGGGAAUGUUUUUAAGGUGACGAACAAACUAGAUGGUCAGUUUUAUGCUGUGAAGAAAAUCCUCAUCAAAAAGGUCUCGAAGGAAGACUGCAUGAAGGUCCUCAGGGAAGUCAAAGUGUUGUCCAGUCUGCAGCAUGUUAAUGUCGUGGGUUAUCACACUGCGUGGAUGGAGCAUGUUCAGCCAGCAACAUCUCCUGGGUCUCACCUGCCAGCUUUAGAAUCACCAGGAAAUCCUGACAGCUCUGAUGAGAUCCCUGACAACAGCGGCAGCUCCUCCAUAGUUUUCCAAAGCCUCAGUCAGGCACAGACAAGGGCUUCCCCGAGUGCCAAAGGACCCCUGAAUGAGGAAUCCCUGCCCGUUAAAGCUUUAGAGAAAGGACAAGUGGUGUGUCCAAAGACGAUGCGUCGCAUCCCAGAGAACUAUGUCCCCUGCGUGUUCCUGGGACAGCGAGGACCUGGGAAUGCCACCAAAUGUCCGGUGUCAGACUGGGACAGCUCAGCACUGUUGGAAGAGGAGAUUAGCAGGAGCAGCAUCGAGCUGAACAACAACUCCUUCAUAGAGAGGGAACAGCAGGUGGCUGACAAAUGCACUGCAAAGCCUUCAAAAGAGGUCCAGUUCCAGUUGAUGCUCUACAUCCAGAUGCAGCUGUGUGAGCGCUCGCUGAAGGACUGGAUCUCUGACAGGAACAACAAGCCUACUGAUGAACAUACCUCAAGAUCUCCUUAUGGUUGUGUUGAUGCUGAACACACCCUCAGUCUGCUGAGGAGGAUACUUGAGGGAGUGGAGUACAUUCACUCCAGAGGAAUCAUGCACAGAGACUUGAAGCCAAGGAACAUUUUCCUCCACGGUCAUGACUGCCACGUUCGUAUCGGAGACUUUGGUUUGGCCUGCAGGGAUAUGAUAGUGGACAACCAUAAAAGCACCGCCUCUCCCAGUAGUGAUUCAUCACAUACUACAGGUGUCGGCACAUUUGUGUACGCUGCACCAGAACAACUGAAGAGCUCACAUUAUGAUUCGAAGUCAGACAUGUACAGCAUUGGGGUGCUGGCUCUGGAGCUAUUCCACCCCUUUGGGACAGAGAUGGAGCGUGUCCGCACCCUUGGGGAUCUGAGGGAGGGAAAAAUCCCAGACUCAUUCAGCCAAAGAUGGCCAGUCCUGACUAAGUAUAUUCUGAACCUGACAAGCAAAGAGCCCAGUGUUCGACUCACGGCCAGCCAGCUUUUACAGAGUGAACUCUUCUGCAGCAAAGAUAUAGUGAUUCAUGGUUUGCAGAAAAGGGUUGAAGAGCAGGAGGAAGAGAUCAUGGCGCUGAGAAGACAGAUCAGCCAGCUUCAGAGCUCAAAAGUUACUGUUCAAAACUCUGACCCAGGCAAAACCUGAGCCUUAACAGCCCCAAACAACACUAACUGGGAAAACUUGAGUCCUCAACCACAGUUGUACUAUGUUUUGUUCACAAGUACAAGUGGUAGAGAGAGUUUGCAUGUGUAUGUGUAAGCAUUUGAGUGUGUCUUGUGGACCAGGAUGUAAGGGUGUGAUUAUUUAUCUUCAUUUAGCUGUUUAAUUAAACGUAUUCCUGCCA
This is a messenger RNA of Cheilinus undulatus (humphead wrasse), 2181 nucleotides long. RefSeq names its product eukaryotic translation initiation factor 2-alpha kinase 1 (gene eif2ak1). Gene Ontology annotation, molecular function: ATP binding; protein kinase activity. The transcript has 16 exons. The record is from RefSeq and is a predicted model, not a curated record. NCBI's taxonomy places the organism in Eukaryota, Metazoa, Chordata, Actinopteri, Labriformes, Labridae. The coding region runs from base 204 to 1982 and encodes 592 amino acids. Gene Ontology annotation, biological process: protein phosphorylation.